Molecule: messenger RNA, 1519 nt
Organism: Cydia strobilella
Lineage: Eukaryota; Metazoa; Arthropoda; Insecta; Lepidoptera; Tortricidae
Exons: 2
Coding region: 77-1519 (480 amino acids)
Source: RefSeq, a predicted model, not a curated record
UAACAAAAAAAUCAAAAUGUGAGUAAAAAAAGUAAUUAAAAAAUAUACAAUUUCGCCGUAAUGAUUCAUCGAAACUAUGGAAGUAUUAUUUGGAGGGGCGUUGUUGAGAUCUAAGUCUUCGAACAGAGCCAUCCCUAGUACCACCAGGAAAACUAACUUGAGUACCGGCGACGUGGGGCACAAGAUGGGAAAUAUUAAAAGGCGUGGAGUAUACGUUGAGAAGUGGGUGAACUCUAAAUUGCCCGCUGAAGAUAACAAAAGGCAUAAAUCGAAAGCACAGCCAAUACCUAGGCCACAAGCACCCAAAUUGCUAACAUCUGCCCCGAAGGAAUCCAACAUUUCGACCUACACUCGCCUCCUGGGCACUGCAGACCCCGCGGUCCGAUUCAUAAAACGUAAAAAGAGGACCCUUCCUGAAAAGCUUCCAAAUCAGAGCUCCAGAACAUCAAAACAGUCAAAACAUGAGAAUAAACCAAGGAAUAUUGUGGAAGAGAAUAAAAACAUGAACAAGUUCAGAUCCAAUAAACAGAAUCACGCAAAAGACGCGGAAAGUAUCACGACCCGAAAGGAUCUACAAACGCCAUCAACGUCUUCGAAAAUAACCCGAGACUUAUCUUUCGAUACUAACUGGUCCACCAUCUUCCCGAACAAAGAAAACAGAGAUAACACUACUUUAUUACAGCAAUAUAUUUGCAACUAUGACAGUAAACCAAAGGAUGAUAAAUUAAAAACUGCAGAGGGUAAAGACGAUCAGAUCUAUACCUUUUUCAAAGACCUCAUCGAGGCAGUUUAUGACGAAGAGGUAGCUACAAAUCCUGAUGUACACAGUCGCAAAUCUUCUGAUAUCAAAUUUGAGAUAGACGAUCCUGUAGCGCAGAAACUGCAAGAAUAUAAUUCCAAGCAAUACACAAUCGAAGACCAGGAUUUCGUGUACGAUCAAAGUCGUGAGCUGGCGGAUUAUUACAACAAUAAGUCGCGAUUAACACCACAUAAAAACGUGAAGCGAAGAAAGAAAAACAUAAAAAAAUACACGUUUACUGAUAAGUCUGCAUACUUGAAAGAAGAAAGCAGGCCUAAAAAGCCUAAUCUUCUAACCCUUUUGAAAAAACAAUUGGCAAUAGAUUUAAACACGCAAGAAGAGCCCGAAAGCAUGUACGACGCGCUCCUGAACAUUGCUAAAAAUAAACGGAAGCGUAAACAAAUAUAUUUCGAGACAACGAAAGAACCUAGCGAUAUAGAAAGGGUAUGCAGAUUUAAGCGUCGAAGUGUCAUUUCACCAAGUCCGAGAAUGCCGAAAAGGGUGAGAAAGACGAGUAGGUGUGAUUCUAAAACUACGGGUGGAAAGCGAACUGAGUCAUUUACUUCGACAGAGUUUGAAUCUAACCAUUCCUUGGAGGUGCUGGGUUUUGAUUAUGUUUUGAAGCCGUAUACGGAGGCAUCGGAAGUCGAAACGGCGAUCAGUAGAAUCACGAACUUGAAUGAAGGCAUCAUGACAGUCACGCAUCAUUGGAAACCUUGA